GUUUAAAAUCAAAUCUACCAGUUAAAACGAACAAUUAUCCACUAACCACGCAGGAUCGACUGAGAAAACAAAUUUAUUGAGCAGUAACCUUUUUUAGUCACUUUUGAAAGGCGCACGAAAGAUUUGUAUCAACACCCAAAGCAGCCGUGAUAAUAAUGUAUUUUCCUAAAAUAUUUCAUUUUAUCACUUUACAUUUGUUGGUGGUUUCUUUGGCUUCUCAGGAAGAGCAACACACCAGAAGAUCGUACACAGUCAACCCAGGAAAGGUGAGUAGCUAUGGUUCUUUUCCUCCGUUUCCAUGCUUCUCCGGUAUUCGAUUAAAUUUUCAAAUAAGAGUUCUGAACAUAAGCAAAACAGGAUUGUUCUCUUUUGCUUGUCUUGUGAAAUCACUGCUGAAAAAAAUAUAUUAUGGUACCAUUAGGCUGAUUUUCUUGUGUAACAGGUUCAAUCCGGUCAACAAAUAUAAAUUAAUAGGAUAUGUAAUGUAAAUUUAGCGUUAUUAGUUUAAGUGCGUCAUGUGUUUAAGUAGACUACCUCCUGAUUAAGAAUUGAGAAAGGUUUUUUUUUAAAUCUGCGUUUUCUUCACGAAAAUUCGUGGCUGGAUAUCAGGAAAGUUGUUAUUUGACUGUGAAUACUGCCAUGUGCUCGUGGACAAAUGGAGCCUGGCUCGAUAUGAAGAUCUGUAAAUAAGGAGUCGAUUUGCAACCGACUUUAUAUACACGAACAAGUAAACAAUUCUGUUCAUUUCCCCAGACUGCAGCCAGUAUGAGCCAAAUGAGUAGUUAAAACUGCUAACUUUGAACUACAUGAAAUCCUUUGUUCAUAUAAAGGCUUUUCACAUUGUAAGGCUAUAUAGUCCUUCGUCUUUCACAUAUAAGAACUCGUGUUCUACAUUGUUCUGUUUUGUUUGCUUUUUCUUUUUCUUUUUUUUUUCAGUUGCUAACCGAGUGCGACUUCACUGUUUAAUCACCGAACGGUAUUUACAAGAAAAAAUACAACGUUGCAGGUUCUAAGAUUGAAUCCAUGACCUUCGCAAUACCUGUGAAUAGCUAAGCCGUAUGGGGCCAAAAAAUCAGUUCGAUCAAUGCUUGUAACGAAAACGAAGACUCCCGAAAACAAAGAUCCUUUAUUUUCUUUAUUAAGACAUGAUCUUGUUAUGGUUUCUCACCGGAAAUAUCCAUCUCCGGUUUUAUUAUUUUUAAUAGCGGUAAGGCAUGCAAUAAAACAGCGGUUUUAUAUAAAAAGACCCCAUAAACGAAGACCUAAAAACCAAGACACGAAAACUAAGAGCCCAAAACAGAGACCCGAAAACAAAGCUUGCUCGGAAAAAAUUCGUGCUGGUAUAAAUUGUGUUGGAGAUUGUUUAAAAAUCGGCACCGGAUAUUUCCAGUGCCGAUUUUAAGAAAUCAGAACAAGAUCAUGUUAAAUAAAGAAAACAAAGAGGUCUUUGUUUUCGGGUCUUCUUAUUUGGGUCUUCUUAUUUGGGUCUUCUUAUUUGGGUCUUCUUAUUUGGGUCUUCCGUGUCGUUUACUGGUCUUCGUUUUCGUGUCUUAGGUCUUAGGUCUUAGGUCUUAGGUCUUAGGUCUUAGGUCUUAGGUCUUAGGUCUUAGGUCUUAGGUCUUAGGUCUUAGGUCUUAGGUCUUAGGUCUUAGGUCUUAGGUCUUAGGUCUUAGGUCUUAGGUCUUAGGUCUUAGGUCUUAGGUCUUAGGUCUUAGGUCUUAGGUCUUAGGUCUUAGGUCUUAGGUCUUAGGUCUUAGGUCUUAGGUCUUAGGUCUUAGGUCUUAGGUCUUAGGUCUUGGGUCUUAGGUCUUAGGUCUUAGGUCUUAGGUCUUAGGUCUUAGGUCUUAGGUCUUAGGUCUUAGGUCUUGGGUCUUGGGUCUUAGGUCUUAGGUCUUGGGUCUUGGGUCUUAGGUCUUGGGUCUUAGGUCUUAGGUCUUAGGUCUUAGGUCUUAGGUCUUAGGUCUUAGGUCUUAGGUCUUAGGUCUUAGGUCUUAGGUCUUAGGUCUUAGGUCUUAGGUCUUAGGUCUUAGGUCUUAGGUCUUAGGUCUUAGGUCUUAGGUCUUAGGUCUUAGGUCUUAGGUCUUAGGUCUUAGGUCUUAGGUCUUAGGUCUUAGAUCUUAGGUCUUAGGUCUUAGGUCUUAGGUCUUAGGUCUUAGGUCUUAGGUCUUAGGUCUUAGUUCUUAGCUUUCAGGGGUCUUCGUUUUCGCUACAACCGUUCAACCAUGUAGAACUCAAAAAAAAAAUUAUUAUGUAUAAUAUUACGGCGUGUCGCUAUUUUGUCGGUUUGUCGAGAAUCAGAUGAAGAAAUUUGAGAAGGCAACGUCAUUAAAACUGCUGUAAUAAUUAUUGAACGUUCAUACGAGAUUGUCAUGCGCAGGGCACAGAGGAAAAAAGAAAGCAGAACAAUCUAGCAGCAUGUUGAAAGCAACCGUAUGGAGAUUAUCCUUAUCACUUUUUUUCUCGCUGCAGCAAGGGAGGGUUUAUUCUACUUGGAAUUGAUCGAUAAACCUAUAACCUGAUCUGCCUUGAGGAGUAGUGUGUUGAUCGAGUUUUUUUUUUGUGACGAAAUAGAUCCUGCAGUUUUCUCUAAAGGAAAACGAUCCUGAGUAACAGACCAAGUCAAAUAUCAGUUUGUUCUAGAGGCAAAGAUCCUGUGAAAUAUUGAAAAUUACGAAAUGAUAUUUCAGAUUUUGUUUUGUCCGUCGGCUCGUGCCGGACCACCAGGCCCUCCUGGACCCCCGGGUCUUCCAGGAAGAGACGGGCGAGAUGGAAGAGAUUGCCCCCCCUGUAACUGUGCGUCAGUGCCGUCCCCUCCAGUGGAAAGUCCUUGCCCGGGAUCUCCACCGCCAGUACCUCAAGGCCCACCAGUGGGAGGGUAGGUACAUUACUAUUUGCUGCCAGCGUGUCGAAUUCUUUACAUCUCUGAACAGGCCUAGUUUUUCGUGGUACUCAAUAAGCCCAGAAGAGAUUUUCAAAGCAAGAAAAAAAAUGAUAGUCGUAAUGUGUGUGUGGGGUAAGAUAAUUCUAGGGUGUUUAUUACUGAGGUAGACAAGGACACAGACGUGGCAAAAUUGAAUUAAGUGUGUAACUAUCAGGGUUCAUUUAACAUUCACGGCUUAUACAGGACGUGAAAAAAAAAAAAAAAAAAACAGAUCGAAGGGUCGGGUAAAAAAGUUCCACCUACAUCCUUCUCUGGCCAAACCGGACAAACAGCAAACCUUUGAAUCAAAGAAAAUUUUUAAUUUUAUCGCUUAAACUACCGAUUGUAGUCCUGAUCAUAAUUGUGCCAUUAUUGCAGAGAGGUUCCACAUGUUCACAUUACAGGACAGGCACGCGAUCUUGGAGAUCAAACAGAUCAGAGCGGAAGUGGAGACAGAGAAUAAAUUAUCAAAUAUUGUCACUUGAGUGAUGAUUUAGAAACUUGCGUGCGUUACAUUAUAGCUUAUUAUAGCUAAUGAAAUAGUUAAUCGUUGUUUGCUGUUUGUCCGGCUUUAGCAAUACAGUAGACGAGCACUUGAACAAUCAUUUCUUAAUUCACACAUAGGAAUACUAAAGCCAAAAGGUAAAUGACAAACUUUCUUUAAAUGUUUCUGCCAAAAAAAAUAAAACCUGUCGGGCAAACAACAUCAAGCUUUUUGGAAUUUUUUAUUUUUUCCAAUGUUCUCGUAUUAAUUUUGUAGGCUCGUAAGACAUAGGCGAUGGUAUUUGUAGAUGGUUAUUGUCUUUGACUUUCAGUUUAGCUAAUUACUUGAUUGGUUAUUGAUUUUUAUUCACUAUUACGUACAAAAUCAUCAGAGAAACAUGGGUCUCCUUUUCAAUAAAGUCGACGCAGUCAAGCAAGUUUUCUUUUUUAAUAUCUAGUGGAAAGUUUUGCUCCAAGUUGUGAGUUAUGGUUUGUUCAAAAUAACUGAGUACACAGGAAAUUUGACUCAAGCACUAAGACGCAGGGUACCUAGUUUUAUGUUAGAUACCAUCUAGCGAUUUUUCGCAACAGAGAAAAAUUGUUUAAUACGAUAAAUAUUUAUGUUUGUGCCCUACCGUUUUCUACAAAUAGAAACAUUUUAAAUUUUCUCACUAUUAAAUGUGUACUUCUACCGAAUGAAAAAAAUUAAUAAAAGCUUUUUGUAAAUGUUGUUUGCAUUGGUCAAUUAACUGAUUGGCAGCUUAAUGACCUAAUUUAUCAUAAAGGUUAGUUUCUAUCAAUGUGAUGCUACCACUGCUCGGCAACUUAGCUCCGAUACACACUGCAUGGAUAAAUCAACAAUUCUUUUAAAUGUGCUCCGUUGUUCUAAAAAUAGAAAAAAUGGGCACUCAUGAAAUUCAGUCAGUGUGGUAUGAGAGUUUAUGAAAAGGAAAGAAGAAAAUGACAAUAACUGUUAGUGAGUCAAAUUAGCAUGGAAUGAUCAUAUUAAACUUAAAAGAUUCGAUGAUAACUGGAGCCAAGAUUUUUUUGGGUUCGGCGGAAAAUCAUGGAAGGUAACUGAUAUUCAAGUAAGAUGUGUUUUAAGGGGAUUUACGGAGAACUCUGACGAAUAAAUUUUAAAAGUUUUAUCAUCUCGAGGCAAAACUUCCCAAGAUGGACAAGGCUGGAUCGAAAGAUACUAUUUUAAUCGAAGUUUGUAAUAAACACAGGGUUUGAACUAUUGCAUGCCCUUAUAAUUACCCAAACCAAGGUGACAGUAGUUUGUAAUAAAUAGUAACCAAAGGGAAGAAAUCAUUUAUCCAAGGGAAAUUAUUUCCAUUUGAGGAAAGUGUCUGAUAGCUUAAAUGUACAAAAUGUCAGACAAAAUCGUCCAUGUAGUUUUCAGUGUAUUUAAUGAUGAAAAUAUUUUCCCCUUUAAAUCAGCCCUCCUGAAGGACUUGGAUCCGCUCACAAUCCGGCAAAAUCCUGUGAUGAAAUCUAUCAUUCAAUAUCAGCAGGUGUUCAAAGUGGGGUUUACUGGCUCCAGGCUGCUCGCGGCAGCCCAUACCAGGUUAGUGUCUUAGCAUUCAUGAUAAAGAGGUAAAGUCCCAUGACCUCUGUCUUCCUUCUAUAAUAGUGAACCAAUAAUAGGCAAUCUUGUUUUUUUUAAUAUAACGAACUUUCUCUUAGAAUCUUUUUGAAAUGUGAUUUAUUUAGAGAAGUAAUUUUUAUAAUUCUUUUCAUUAAAUCUUUUGUUCACUUGUUUAACUAGUAAGGAUAAUACUUUAUAUGAAAUGCUUAGGCACAUUGCGAAAUUAUCACAUCGGCAUGUAAAGACAAUGGAGGCUGGACACUAGUUGCACGAGUGGCUGGAAUGUCCGGAGAUUUCUCACCCACAAGUCCUCUCUGGGCCAAUGAGGAUGUAGUUAGCCCCUGGGAUGCAGCUGACAUUACAAAAACAACAUCUAUGAAAAAUCCCGGUUGGUUCUCUGUACCAAAUCGAGUUAUACGAAUGUGCUACAGCGGUCCUCGUAGUGACUGCGCGACAUUCACCCACAACAGAGGUCUGACUCUUACCCAGCUCUUCGCAACUCAGUUCGCAGUAGAAGUUCAAGAGGAGUACACUUUUGAAACGUUGAUGAAAAAACUUGGCAAACACUUGGACUUGGGGCACCUAAAAACUGUAAGUAAAUCGAAUCAAAAUCAUAUUCGCUAGACUGGUAAACUAUGCUUGUUUUUAAACUAUGCAGUGUUAAGCUUUUUGUUUGCCUUAGGGUUAUAGGGCAUUUUCAAAAGAAAGAUUUUAUCUUAAUUUAAAGCUAAAGAAAAAAGAGCACCAACUGUUGUCAUAAAGUGAAGAGAUUAUGAAAUGGAUUACAAGCAAAUAACUCAACUGUAUAAAAUUGACAGUUCGCAAUUUUCCUAACAUCCACACUUCCAUAAUUGUGUCUUGCAAGGAAUGGUGCGGCCUCAAUUUAGGAAAUCUUUGUAACUUGGUAGCGGAUCCCAAUAAGGAGCCUGGAACUCAUGUCUGUCGCAUAGGCUGUAUUGGUGACACCAGUCUUCCUCGAUCACCUAAUGGCUGCAACCCUGACGACUAUUCACUUGGGAUCGGUGUGUCAAGCUGCAACUCUCCACACGGUUGUCACGGUCACGUGUCAACAACAAGUAGCUUGCACUUUAGUAUGUAUUCAAGAUAUGGGGAUUAUCAACAAACGGCAUUCAUUUAUGUAAAAUAAAACAAAACUUAGUUUGGCUAAUCCUUCGAUCAAAUAUACAAUAUCGCCGUACCAACUCAUUUUCAAUAACAACGUCAUAAACUUUCUUUAAUUACCUCUUUACCAUACGAGAUAUUUACAAUUUGAAGGAAAGAAUAGAGAAACUAACCAGCUGAAAAAAAUAUCAGGCUGCAAAGAUAUUUUCCAAAAUACAUGUCUGCAAUACAACAAAAAUAAAAAUAUCAAAGCUUACAACCAGUUAACUGAUAUAAUCAGUCAUAUGCAGGAGAAAGCUUAUUUUUGUUUGUUUUUUAAGUAAAAUUGCAUUUUGUGCGACUUGUAAGCGUUCGUGUAAAACUAAUAAUCUAUUAUAUGAAAGAUGCUUCGAUGCUUUUCUAAGGUUUUGUCAAUAGUAUACAAGGUUUUCAUGCAUUACCCCUUUAUUUUCACUCUUAAGCUAAAUCAAGCCAGAGCCUCACCAGUCGUAAAUUGAUACAUGUUACUCUCAAUUUUAUUACAUUUUGUGGGAAAUAUGAGCUAUUCCAUACAUUGAGACUAUCAAGGGAGAGUGAAUUCAGCUAUUGAUUUUGAAAGUAAUUUUAUAUAAUGUGGGAUUAUUCUCUUCUUUGUGAAGUUUUUGUUUAGUUAAGAGUCGCGGUGCCUUGGUGUGAAACUCUGUCUCA
Pocillopora meandrina is the source of this 6803-nucleotide messenger RNA. The record is from the annotation of a GenBank genome assembly. NCBI's taxonomy places the organism in Eukaryota, Metazoa, Cnidaria, Anthozoa, Scleractinia, Pocilloporidae.